Belonocnema kinseyi is the source of this 1483-nucleotide messenger RNA. RefSeq lists its product as uncharacterized. The coding region runs from base 130 to 738 and encodes 202 amino acids. Lineage: Eukaryota; Metazoa; Arthropoda; Insecta; Hymenoptera; Cynipidae. The transcript is spliced from 2 exons. The record is from RefSeq and is a predicted model, not a curated record.
GAAAUCUUUUUUAAUUUUACUAAAAAUCUUAUCAAACUUAUAUUUAUUUAAUCUAAAAAAUAUUUGGAAUUCAUCAAUCCUUUUUGUCUUUUCAAAGAAAUAUCGUCAGCCCAAUCAGCGCACAAAGAAAUGGACUUGCUAUCAAAACUGGAGCAAAGAAGUGAAUCUGAGAGUCAUCAAGAAUCAAGUCCCCAGACGCAGUCUACUGGAGAAGGACUACCUGAAACUGAACUGCAUUUACACAUAAAUCCCCAGACGCUUUCUACUGAACAAAGAAUUUCUAGAACCACGUCGUAUUUGCAAGCACAACCCCAGGUUAAUUUAAUUGAACCAAAAAUCCCUGUAACUUUAGUUCCUUCCCCGGUGCCUUUAAAUGAACAAGGAAUACCUGCAACAUUGCUACAUAUGCAUGAGUCAGAAUUCUAUCUUGACAGUCAUUUUCAAUAUUAUGGUCUCUACUAUCGACCGGCGCUGGAUGGCAGAAUGAGACCUACAAUAUCGACAUUUAUUACAAUAAUACCAGGCAAUUAUCGAGUCAGAAUAAACAGUAUAAACGAAGCUGUGGGAUUUUGGAAUAAUAAACGUGUUUAUCAUUUUAUAUGUUUUCAACGCCAAAAGGUGGCUUUAAGAAAGGAAGGCCUAGAUUUGCGUAUAAGGCUCCUUGCACAAUCAGAAAUAGAUUUUUUACGCAGAUUUGAAGGCAUUAAGCGACGGGUCUACGUGGGAUUUUUUGGGUGAAAAGGGAUAUGCAACAAGUCAUUUUUUAACCAGUAAAUUCAAUAUAAUUCACGAAAUUCAAGCUUUCGUGUUAUUAUUGGAAAUAUUGUAAAUACAGUGCGCUCUCUGAAUAAUGCCGGACAUGGGAUGGUAGGGGAGUCUUCUUCGUGGAACUCGGCUUCCUCCACUCUUAACACGUGCAAGUGCCAUCAAAUUCGCGUCCGCUAUUCCUGAAUAGUGCCGCUCGUCAGUUAUCUUUUUUCCCUCCCGCAAGUACGAAGUGUAUAUAUUUGGAUGUUUUUUUUUUGGCAAUUUUGAUACAACAAAUACCAUUCAUUUUUGUAAAAGCACUGAUUUGGCAUGUAUUUGAUUAAUUAUUAUAUCUACUGUAAGGCAUUAAUCCGGUACAUAGUAUGUUUUCGCAUAUUUACUUGAGUGGCACUAUUCAGAGAGCCUAGAUUCAAAUUCCGGCACUGGAAGCUACAGCGCGAUAGUGGGGGACGUGAUCGAGCUAAAACAAGGAGAUUCGGCACUAUUCAGAGCGGCAGUACUCAGGGAGAGGAGUUUAUUGGCGAACACCAUGCAAUCUCUUGUAAUCCAUGGUGGCCGUUUUAAUCUGAAAAAAAAAAUUCCCACUUUUCCUCGGAUCGCAUACAUUUUUCACGAUCAGUGAUAUUUAAAAAAUCGAACACUAAAUCUAAAAAAUGCUCCAUUAGAAGUAAUAAAUAUUCAAAUUCUCAAUAAUUUACACGCAAAAACAGAAACU